Molecule: messenger RNA, 3399 nt
Organism: Carya illinoinensis
Lineage: Eukaryota; Viridiplantae; Streptophyta; Magnoliopsida; Fagales; Juglandaceae
Exons: 3
Coding region: 1-3399 (1132 amino acids)
Source: RefSeq, a predicted model, not a curated record
AUGGACAAAAGCUGGAUGACUUUGGGUGAUAGACUUUUAUCACCUGCUUACGCUGAUGGGGUACGCAAUUUCCUUACAAUGGCACAAAACCAUUCCAUGGGAAGUGAUCGCAUUCGGUGUCCAUGCCGUAUAUGCUGUAAUAAUCUCUUCUUGCCUAUACUUGAGGUGGAGUCUCACUUGUUUAUAAAAGGGAUAGAUCCAAAUUACACGCACUGGAUAUUUCAUGGGGAGGAGGAAACACUCCCCACCAUUGACGAUGAUGGCGAUCCCGAGGUUGAAAGUGGAGAUGUGUACAUUGAUGACAUAGAUGGUAUGCUACAUGACAUACGGGCAGCCACAUUACGAGAUGCUCCUCAAGACAACACUACAUCACCAACUCACUCAGCAAUACCUCAAUCCUCCCCAAACUCAACUUUUGACCAACUAUUAGAGGAUGCCCGACGGCCUCUUUUCGAGGGUUGCACAAAUUUCUCAAAGCUCUCUUUCGUAGUGAAGUUGUUACAUAUUAAAACACUUGGUGGGUGGUCAAUCAAGUCUUUUGAUAUGCUGCUAAGCCUUUUGGGGUCAGCCUUUCCUAAUGCUGAAUUGCCACAAUCAUAUGAGGAGGCGAGGACAUUGGAGCGUGGUUUGGGUUUCACGUACCACAAAAUACAUGCAUGCCCUAAUGACUGCAUCUUAUUCUGGAAAGAAAAUGCUAAUCUGUCUGAGUGUCCUAUCUGUAAGGCGUCGCGAUGGAAGCCAUAUACACACGGGUCACGAGUGAUCCCUCAAAAAGUGCUUCGUCAUUUUCCCUUGAAGCCAAGAUUGCAGCGUCUCUUUGUGUCAACCAAGAUAGCGGGUGACAUGAGAUGGCAUAAGGAGCAGCGGGUCAUCGAUGAGAGUAGUAUGAGACAUCCUGCUGACUCUGAGUCUUGGAAGACAUUUGAUCAAGCUCAUAGUUGGUUUGCAAGGGAUGCUCGCAAUGUCAGGCUUGGUUUGGCAAGUGACGGGUUCAAUCCCUUCAACAAUCUGGCAAAACCUUAUAGCAUUUGGCCAGUGAUUCUUGUCCCGUAUAACUUACCGCCAUGGUUAUGCAUGAAGGAUUCAUUCUUUAUGACAUCCCUCAUUAUCCCUGGCCCAAAAUCACCAGGGAAUGACAUUGAUGUGUAUUUGCAACCAUUAAUUGAUGAGUUACUUGAACUUUGGGCACAUGGGGUACCUACAUAUGAUGCAUCCACUAAAGAAAUGUUCAUGUUACAUGCUGCAUUGUUGUGGACAAUUAAUGACUUUCCCGCUUAUGGAAAUCUGUCUGGGUGGUCAACAAAAGGGAAAUUGGCAUGUCCAUCUUGCAAUGCCAGUACAGAUUCCAACUGGUUGAAGUAUGGUAGAAAACAUUGUUAUAUGGGACAUCGACGUCUCUUACCCAGCGAUCACACCUGGCGAACGAGAAAAGGGUUGUUCAACGGUAAAGAAGAUCUUCGCAUGCCACCAGCAUUGGUUGAAGGACAUGAUCUAAUAACUCAGUUACAAAUGCUUGGAGAUAUUCAAUUUGGAAAAUCUUGUAGGAAGAGAAAACGUACAACAGAAGAGUUGAACUGGACAAAGAAAAGCAUAUUCUUCAAACUACCUUAUUGGUCAACAAUGCGGCUUAGACAUAAUCUAGAUGUUAUGCAUAUUGAGAAGAAUAUUUCCGAGAACAUUUUGGGCACUUUAAUGAACAUCCCGGGCAAGACAAAAGAUAACACUAAUUCACGGCGUGACCUAGAGAUCCUGGGGUUUAGAAAGGAAUUACAUCUGAAACGUGAAGGUGAACGAACUAUUAUGCCACAUGCAUCAUACACAUUACAUGGAGAUGAAAGGAAUAAAUUCUGUGAGUGGCUUGCUGAGGUGAAAUUUCCUGAUGGGUUUGCUUCUAAUAUCACGCACUGUGUAUCUGUACGUGAUUCCAAGAUCUCUGGGCUCAAAAGCCAUGACCAUCAUGUUUUCUUGCAAACUCUACUUCCUAUUGCUGUGGGGGGGUUCUUAAGGAGGGAUAUUGCAUUGGCUUUGACUGAACUUAGUAGUUUCUUCAAAGAGUUGUGCGCCCGAACAGUAGAUGUGAAUCGCCUAUCAAAGCUCCAGCUUGAUAUCGUCACCAUUCUAUGCAAACUGGAGAUGAUUUUCCCUCCAUCUUUUUUCGAUGUAAUGGUCCACCUAGCUGUCCAUUUACCCCGUGAGGCUAUUCUUGGCGGUCCAGUUCAAUAUCGGUGGAUGUACCCGUUUGAGAGGUAUCUCGGCAAGUUCAAGCGGUAUGUUAAGAACAAAGCACAUCCAGAAGGUUCAAUAGCGGAAGCCUGGGUUCACAUUGAGUGUUUGACAUUUUGCUCAAUGUAUCUCAAAGAUGUUGAGACGAAGUUUAAUCGACCGGACCGUAACAUUGAUGGUGUAGAAGAUGAGACUCUAGAUGGGUUCACAAUUUUCAACCAGAAACUUCGUCCCUUGGGUAUAGCUAAUAGUGUGCAAUUACACGAUAAACUCCAUACAGCAGCCAUUUGGGAACACUACGACAAAUGCAAGGUGUCAAACCCAAAUUCUAUUGAUCGCAUGCAACAAACUGAGUUUCCAAAUUGGUUCAAGCAACGUGUGGUGGACCAGCGUAACAACAACCCACUUGAUGUGUCCCCAGAUUUGUAUGCGUUAGCUUGUGGUCCUGACCGUUGGGUCGCAACAUAUGCUGCCUGCAUUAUAAAUGGUAAACGGUUCCAUACGAAGAGCCGUGAACUUCGCCGGCGAAGCCAAAAUUCCGGAGUGUUGGUAACUGGUGAUCAAGAAACUGAUAAUGUAGAUUUUUAUGGUCUUAUAAAUGAUGUUGUAGAGUUACACUACAUGGGAGGUCGGAGAGUGUACUUGUUCAAUUGUGAUUGGUUUGAUGUUGGUGAUAAAAGGCGAGGGAUACGGGUAGACGAUCAUUUAACUAGUGUCAAUAUGAAUAGGACCUGGUAUAAGGACGAACCAUAUGUGCUGGCAUGUCAGGCUUCCCAGUGUUUUUACAUUAGGGAUAUAAGGGCGAAAGGGAACUGGUUUGUUGUGCAGAAGUACAAUAAUAGGAAUGUGUAUGACAUUCCACCAGUGCACAGGGUUUUAGACGGUAAUGAUGGCGAAUCAAGUGAUGAUGAUGCCUAUCAAGAGAUUGAGUCAUCAGAUGAUUAUCCACUUUUGCAUUGUGAUGCAUGUCCUGUGUCAACUCCACUUAGUAGGACUGAUAUAGAACCUACACACAUUGAUGCACGAGACCACAUGGAGUCGGGUGGUGCACACAGAAAUUCACCAGAUUUUAUUGAUGAUAGCAUGGUUCCAUCGGGUUCUGGAGAUGCAUAUGGUGAUUGGGAGUAUUCAGAUGAUGAGGACAAGUCAACCGACUCUGAGUCCUCCUCAGAAUAG